Cetraspora pellucida is the source of this 180-nucleotide messenger RNA. NCBI's taxonomy places the organism in Eukaryota, Fungi, Glomeromycota, Glomeromycetes, Diversisporales, Gigasporaceae. The record is from the annotation of a GenBank genome assembly.
AUGCCUUCUGAACAUGAUAUAAACAUCAUUAAGGAAUUACCGUUAGUGCAAGAAACAGUACAAAAUACUGACAUAAAACCAGAAUUUUCUGAAAAACAAACAGCUAACUUGGAGGAAGAAACACAAAAAGAUAAUAUAGCUAUUAAUAAAAAACUUUACCUUCUGAAGAAGGUGACUUAG